AUGCUCGAGUCUCGCGCUCGUCGCAUCCCUCUUGUCGAUGUCGAUGACGAAACACAACGCGCCAUGAUAGUCAGUGUCUUGACCCAGUAUCGUAUCCUCAAAUUCGUCGCUGUCAAUGUCAAAGACACCCAGAACUUGCGCAAGCCACUGCGAGACAUCGACUGCGGCACAUACGGUGACCUGCAGACAGCCACAAUGGAGACACCCGUCAUGGACGUUAUUCAUCUGCUUGUUAAGUACAGCAUAUCAAACGUUCCUAUCCUGGACAGCGAUGGUUUGUUUCCUUGCCUACGCCCCUCUAACCAUCUUACUAACACUCGAAUAGGCGGCGUCGUCAAUGUUUUUGAAGCAGUUGAUGUCAUAUCACUCAUUAAGGGCGGUGUAUAUGAUGACCUGAACUUGACCGUUGGCGAAGCUCUGCUAAAACGCUCCGAGGUAAUGCGCUCGACUCUCUCAAUCCGUGUAGCUAUGUCUGACAUGAUCUUANNGGAUUUCCCUGGCAUUUUCACGUGCACCCUUAACGACCGCCUGGACUCCAUCUUUGACACGAUUCGCAAAUCUCGCGUUCAUCGCUUUGUUGUGAUCGAUGAAGACAAGAAGCUCAAAGGCCUGCUUACAUUGAGCGAUAUCUUAGAAUACGUACUUCUCGAAGGCGAAGGAGACGAGUUAUGA
Messenger RNA from Aureobasidium musti, 672 nucleotides. NCBI's taxonomy places the organism in Eukaryota, Fungi, Ascomycota, Dothideomycetes, Dothideales, Saccotheciaceae. The record is from the annotation of a GenBank genome assembly.